UUCUUUUUCGUCUACUCAAAAAAUUCAAGUUUUCCUCCUCCUCGCCCACUAAAAUAACAGACCAAUAAAUUUGUAGAGAGAGAAAGUAUUUUUAGAGAGAGAAAUAAAAAGAAAUGGACGGGAGCAGCAGCGCAGGAGGAAACGGUUACAGAGUAGAAGCAGAACGGGGGUUAUCUAUAUCAGUGAAACUCUUAGCCGCACGUGACUUGCACGGGGCUAAGAGCUUUGCGAUCCGAUCCCGAGAAUCCGACCCGAAACUCUAUCAAUUCGCUGACCAAAUCAUCGCCGUUGCCGACACUCUUCUUGCCGGAGAGUUAUGCGUUGAGAACAACCACUACUAUGAUUACUAUACGAUUCUCCAACUUGGUCGGUUUACUCAGGAUCUCGAACUCAUUGCGAAUCAGUAUCGGAAACUCGCCUUAUUGCUCAAUCCGACGAGUAAUACGCUGCUCUUUGCUGAUCAGGCGUUCGAGCUUGUGUCGGAGGCUUGGCUCGUUAUUUCCAAUCCUGCUAAGAAAGCAAUGUAUGAUCAUGAGUUGCAACCGAGUCAGCUCGGUCUUCUUGUGACUCAGCAACUGCCACCUUCACCAUUUCAACAGCAAGCGCCGUAUGCUCCAGAGCCGAUUCGGCCAGUCCCGCUGUUCACAACGCCGAGGAUGCCCGAGUCUUCUGUUCGGUUCCCCACUCAGCCCCAACCCUUGGAUUAACUUCGGCCGCAAACUCAGCAAAGAAACCACCCGGAGCCAGCUUGGCGACAACCUCAGCAGAAGCCCACUGAGCCAACUCAUCAGCCUCCCCCGCUGAAGGCCGCUACUGAGCCAACUAAGCAAUCAACUCCUCAGCGGAAGCCAACUGAGCCAACUCAGCAACCUACCCCGCUUAAGGCCGCUACUGAGCCAACUAAGCAGCCUACCCUGCUGAAGGCCGCUACCGAGCCACCAAAGCAGUCAACUCCGUCCAAGACUCCCAAGGAGCCAACUUGGCCAGAAGUUGUGAUUGGGCUAACUCGAUCAGUUCCAAAGCGGAGUGUCGCUGGUUCGACCCGGCGAGUGACUAAGCUCAAAGCUCCCACCACCGCUGCUGCUGUCAUUGAGACAACGCAUGUAACUCCGUCAGCUAGGAAGACGAGUACGAGUGAGCCAGAGGCACCGAGUUUAUGGACUGCGUGUCCUUAUUGUUAUAUACUUUAUGAGUAUCCAAAAGCUUACGAGGAGUGUAUUCUGAGGUGCCAUAGUUGUAGGAGGGCAUUUCAUGCUGUCAUGAUACCAGCACCGCCGGUGACUGGUAAAGAUGCAUGUUUUUGCUGCUGGGGAUUUUUUCCAUUGGGAUUUUCUGGUAAUAAUGAGAAAGGAGCUAAUGGUUUUGGUAGUAAUUGGUCGCCAUUUUCGGCAAUGUUUGCCACUCCAUUCCAAGCUGGUGAUGCUGUUCAUAGUGGUGGUAAAAUGUAUAAUAAAUCGAAGCAAAAAGUGAUAUAUAAAGAUGAUGUGUAUAUAGAUAUCUCUGACCCAAGUGAAGAGGAGUCUGAUUCUGGUGAUGAGUGGGGUAGAAAUAUGAGAAAGAAGGCAAAAAAUGCCAAGGGGAAAGGAACUCUCGAUAAAAAAGUGAAGAAAUUGCCUAAUGAAGGACUGAAGGAGGCGGGGGCAGGGACAGGAAAUAUUCAAAAUUUGGAUAGUGAUGGCGGGGGUAGCGUGCCAGAGGAGGUCGUGGGAAAAGGGGAAGGGAGUAGCGGGAAGAAGAAGGCUGCAAAAGAUCUGGGGAAGUUGGAUUUGAAUGUGAUGUUUAGUAAUGAGGUGGAUGAGGCUGCGCCUGGACCAAGUCAAAGGAAUGGGCCUGGGAAUGAGGAGGAGGAUAAUAUUGAAGGGAUCGGGUUUUUUGAGGGUCUUGAUGAGUUUUUGAGUACCGUGCCCAUACUUUCGGUCGUAGGGGAUGAUAUGGUGAAGGCUACUUUGUGAUACUUUGAUGUUGGUGAGGGUUUGGUGGUCGCAAGUAGCAGUGCUAAAAUAUUCAGUUCAACGAAUGACUGAGGUUGACCAGCUCCUCAACUGUAUAUAAUACACGAGGAAUAUUCUGUGAGAGGGGAAUGAGUUUCCUAAAUGUGACGUCGUCAUGCAACCCUUAUUUUGUGAGCAGUGAAGUUGGGACUCCUUUGAGCUACUCAGGUACCAUCUGUUGCUCUCACUCUUGUACAUGAGGUUUCCCUGUGAAGCACUGCUCCCAAUGCAAUUUUUAAUGCCCGAACAAUCAUUAUUGUCUAUUUAUGACAGUUAAUUUCUUUGAAGUGUAGUUUCUGAGCCAUUAAUCCAUCUUGUUAUUCGUAGCCUCAUUCAGUUUUAUCCUUCCCAUUUUCUUGGUGCUACUCAACGAGCAGCCUGUUUAUGCUGUGCUACUCACCGAAUUUCAUGUAUGUUCAUUUACAUCAUUGCAUGCAGACCAUAUCCUUCAUUUUUUGCAUGCCCUGCUCAUGAUCUGAUCUAGAUAUUAGCAAACCAUUCACAGAGUAUUGAUAAUGAUUUCCCAUCCCUCAACUUCUUUUAUGUGAGAGGUAUGAUCCAGCCUGUCAUCGGUAAGAUUCCCUGCUUUCAUACAGGGUAACAACGGCUUCCGUGCCCGGUUGCAAAUUUUAUUGACUGAUCCAUUGUGUUUUUUUUCAUACACACACUCCUACGUGCAAAGGAUGAUCUAUCCUUCCUGGUUCAGGCCUUCAGGGCAAUAACAACAAUUUCAUUGGUUCAAUCCACACCCUUUCAUUAUAUAUUGGGUCCAUAUGUAGACACGCACACCAUUUUCUUUCAGUUGCAUACAUAUUUUAGCCUCCUAGCUUGGUUCUCUUUGUUUAAUGGCUUGCUGCAUGAUUAGCUGCUAGAGAUGAAGAAAGUUUUACAGUGGACUGGAGGAACUUGUUAAAUAACAGGGAGUUGCUUCCACUGUAUGUAAAAGUGAAAUGAUGGGUUCCAUGACUCUUCGAUCUGUGGGGCUUAGAAUGAUUCUUCUUGUGUCUGCAUCUCUCCUUGCUCUUGCUUAGUGCCCGCAGCAGCAGCAAUACUAGUGCAUGGAAGUAAAAUGUCUGUCUACAUACAUGUUACUAGCAUCUCCAUCUUUCUUUUAUUCAUUUUACAUGCUCUUCAAAGAUAGUGCAGUGGAUGGGAAAAUUUGUGUUUCAAAUUAAUUUUAACCAAAUAUCAAUGUGACUUGAUACCUUUUCUUGCUAAAUCAAGUUUGUCAUGUUCUGUGG
Molecule: messenger RNA, 3232 nt
Organism: Populus euphratica (Euphrates poplar)
Lineage: Eukaryota; Viridiplantae; Streptophyta; Magnoliopsida; Malpighiales; Salicaceae
Source: RefSeq, a predicted model, not a curated record